CCCCCCUGCCCCCAACACUGGGCCUGGGGCCAGCUGCAUUUCUUGGUUGUCACGUGGUUUCCCAGCUUAGCUGGCCCAGGGGAGGAGCAAGGUCCAGAGUCUACUCUGCUCCAAGCCCGAGGCCAACCAGAGAGGAGCAGACAGACGCACGGGUCUGAUCGCUCCUGGUCUUGCAGCCAUGCGGCUCCUCUGGGGGCUGAUCUGGGCGGCCAGCUUCGCCUUGUCUCUGCAGGAGCCCAGGUUGCUCCUGUUUUCUCCUUCCGUGGUUCACCUGGGGGCCCCCCUGUCGGUGGGGCUCCAGCUCCAGGAUGCUCCUCGGGGACAGGAAGUGAGAGGGUUCCUGUUCCUGAGAAACCCGUCCCAUCACAAUGCCCCCUGCUCCCCGAAGGUGGACUUCCUCCUCACCUCGGAGCAGGACUUCGUUCUCCGCAGCCUCCAGAUACUCCCCAACGGUGCCGACAGCUGUGGCCUCAAAAGCCUCCGAGGAGGCCCCAAGAUCCAGCUGGUGGCCCAGUCGCCAUGGCUGAAGAGCGCUCUGUCCAAAAACGUGGACACUCAGGGCAUCAACCUGCUCUUCUCCUCUCGCCGGGGGCACCUUUUCCUGCAGACCGACCAGCCCAUCUAUAACCCUGGCCAGCGGGUUCGGUACCGGGUCUUUGCUCUGGAUCAAAAGAUGCGCCCAUCCACAGACAGCCUCACAGUCACCGUGGAGAACUCUCAGGGCCUCCUUGUGCGGAAGAGGCAGGUGUACGCUCCCUCGUCCAUCUUCCAGGACGACUUUGUGAUCCCCGACAUCUCAGAGCCAGGGACCUGGAGGAUCUCGGCCAGAUUCUCGGACAGCCCGGACUCCAACCACAGCACCCAGUUCGAGGUGAAGAAGUAUGUCCUUCCCAACUUUGAGGUGAAGAUCAUCCCUGGGGAGCCCUACAUCCUGACAGCAGCUGGCGUUCUCGGUGACAUCCAGUUAGACAUCCAGGCCAGGUACAUCUACGGGAAGCCAGUGCAGGGGGUGGCGUACGUGCGCUUUGGGCUCCUGUAUGAGAAUGGUGACAAGACUUUCCUCCGGGGACUGGAGAAUCAGACCAAGGUAGGAAGGAGGCUGGAGCUGAGUGUGGACCAGCGCAAGGACUAUCCUGGGGAGAUGCUGAAGCUCCAGCUGCACACGGACUCUGCGGCCCUGGUGGCCCUGGGGGCUGUGGACAUGGCUCUGUACGCCGCGGGCGGCAAGGCCCACAAGCCCCUGGACAUGGGCAAGGUCUUCGAAGUCAUGAGCAGCUACGACCUCGGGUGUGGUCCUGGGGGCGGGGACAGCGCCCUGCAGGUGUUUGAGGCGGCUGGGCUGGCCUUUUCUGACGGACACCGAUUGACUUCGACCAGAAAUAGUCUGAGUUGUCCCAAGGAGCAGAAAACCCGGAAAAAGAGAAACUUCCAGUUCCAGAAAGCAAUUAGCGAGAAGUUGGGCCAGUACACUUCCCCAGUGGCCAGGCGCUGCUGCCAGGACGGACUGACGCGGCUGCCCAUGACCCGCUCCUGCGAGCAGCGGGCGGCCCGGGUGCCGCAGCUGGCCUGCCGGGAGCCCUUCCUGUCGUGCUGCCAGUUUGCCGAGGUCCUGCGCAAGAAGACCCGGGCCAGGGGCCAGGUGGGCCUCGCCCGAGCCCUGGAGGUCCUGCAGGAGGAGGACCUGAUGGAGGAAGACGAUAUUCCUGUGCGCAGCUUCUUCCCGGAGAACUGGCUCUGGAGGGUGGAGACCGUGGACCGCUACCUCCAGUUGUCGCAGCUGCCGAUCCCUGACUCUCUGACCACCUGGGAGAUCCACGGCGUGAGCCUGUCCAAAACGACAGGCCUGUGUGUGGCCACGCCAGUCCGGCUCCGAGUGUUCCGCGACUUCCACCUGCACCUCCGCCUGCCCAUCUCCGUUCGCCGCUUUGAACAGCUCGAGCUGCGGCCUGUCCUGUACAACUACCUGGACACAGAUCUGACCUUGAGCGUCCACGUGGCCCCGGUGGACGGGCUGUGCCUGGCUGGGGGCGGAGGGCUGGCCCAGCAGGUGCUGGUGCCCGCACACUCUGCCCGGCCUGUGGGCUUCUCUGUGGUGCCCACGGCGGCCGCCGCCGUGUCCCUGAAGGUGGUGGCUCGAGGGUCCAUGGAGUUUCCUGUAGGGGACGCAGUGUCUAAGAUUCUAAAAAUUGAGAAGGAAGGCGCCGUCCACAUGGAGGAGCUGGUGUAUGAGCUCAACCCCCUGGACCACCGAGGCCGGACCCUGGAAAUUCCUGGCAACUCUGAUCCCAAUAUUAUCCCCGAUGGAGACCACAGCAGCUUUGUCAGGGUCACAGCCUCAAGUCCACUGGACACCCUGGGCUCCGGGGGAGCCUUGUCAGCAGGAGGCGUGGCCUCUCUCCUGAGGCUGCCACGGGGCUGCGGGGAGCAAACCAUGAUCUUCUUGGCUCCGACCCUGGCUGCUUCCCGCUACCUGGACAAGACGGAGCAGUGGAGCAGGCUGCCCCCAGAGACCAAGGACCACGCGGUGGACCUGAUCCAGAAAGGGUACAUGCGGAUCCAGCAGUUCCGGAAAGCGGACGGCUCCUAUGGGGCGUGGCUACAUCGGGACAGCAGCACCUGGCUCACAGCCUUUGUGUUGAAGAUACUGAGUUUGGCCCAGGAGCAGGUGGACGAUUCACCUGAAAAGCUGCAGGAGACGGCCAAGUGGCUGCUGUCCCAGCAGCAGGCCGACGGUUCCUUCCGGGACCCCUGCCCCGUUAUCCAUAGGGGCAUGCAGGGGGGCUUGGUAGGCAGUGACGAGACGGUGGCCCUGACGGCCUUUGUGGUCAUCGCCCUUCAUCACGGGCUGGCCGUCUUCCAGGACAGGAGUGCAGAGCAGCUGAAGCAGAGAGUGGAAACUUCCAUCUCGAAUGCAAACUCAUUUUUGGGGGCGAAAGCAAGUGCUGGGCUCCUGGGUGCCCACGCAGCCGCCAUCACGGCCUACGCACUGACGCUGAGCAAGGCCCCUGAGGACCUGCGGGACGUGGCCCACAACAACCUCAUGGCCAUGGCCCAGGAGACCGGCGAUAAGCUGUACUGGGGCUCGGUCAUCAAUUCUCAGAGCAACGUCGUGUCGGCCACGCCGGCUCCUCGCAGCCCGGCAGACCCCGUGCCCCAGGCCCCGGCCCUGUGGAUUGAAACCACAGCCUACGGCCUGCUGCACCUGCUGCUCCGGGAGGGCCGGGCAGAGAUGGCGGACCAGGUCGCAUCCUGGCUCACCCACCAGGGCAGCUUUCCAAGGGGGAAUCCCGCAGCCACCCAGGACACGUUGAUCGCCCUGGACGCGCUGUCUGAGUACUGGAUCGCCUCCCACACUGCCGAGGAAGGGGGGCUCAACGUGACCCUCAGCUCCCAGGGCCGGAGUGGGUUCAAGUCCCACGUGCUGCAGCUGAACAACCACAAAGCGCAGGGGGUGCAGGAGGAGCUGCAGUUUUCCUUGGGCAGCAAGAUUAACGUGAAGGUGGGAGGAAACAGCAAAGGAACCUUGAAGGUCCUCCGUACCUACAACGUCCUGGACAUGCAGAACACGACCUGCCAGGAUCUCCAGAUCGAGGUGACGGUCCUGGGCCACGUGGAGUACACAAUGGCAGCCGAGGAGGACUACAAGGACUACUACGACUACGAGAACCAGGGGGACUCCGAGACGGGCUUCGCUGGAGACGACCCGGGGGCCCUUUCCCGGCCCGUGACACCCCUGCAGCUGUUUGAGGGGCGGAGGAGCCGCCGCAGAAGGGAGGUACCCAAGGCGGCCGAGGAGCAGGAGGCCCGAGUGCAGUACACCGUGUGC
Molecule: messenger RNA, 3826 nt
Organism: Myotis lucifugus (little brown bat)
Lineage: Eukaryota; Metazoa; Chordata; Mammalia; Chiroptera; Vespertilionidae
Product: complement C4-A-like
Biological process (GO): complement activation; inflammatory response
Cellular component (GO): extracellular region
Molecular function (GO): endopeptidase inhibitor activity
Source: RefSeq, a predicted model, not a curated record